Messenger RNA from Closterium sp. Naga37s-1, 1329 nucleotides. The record is from the annotation of a GenBank genome assembly. NCBI's taxonomy places the organism in Eukaryota, Viridiplantae, Streptophyta, Zygnematophyceae, Desmidiales, Closteriaceae.
AUGGCCGCGCUUCGCGCCGCGUUUCUCGGCGUGCUUGUUGCGGCAGUCGCGUCGUUCGUGUACAACGACCCGCUCGCUCUUCGCCAGCCGGUAGACGUGUCGCCCGUCCUCCUCCCGCCGCUUGCCGUGCCAGCAGCUAGCGACCCCUCCAACCGCCUUGCUUCCGCCGAGAUUAUGUACGCAAACGAGGGGAUCGGCCCUGAGAGUCUCGCCAUCGACGCCAACGGCGCGGGCCCUUACUCCGGCCUUGCGGACGGCCGCGUUGUGCGGCGCAGCGCGGACGACAGCCAAUGGGAGCCCUUCGCUCAGGCCUCUCCGAAUCGCACCUCUCAGUUGUGUGACAUUCCGCCUAAGUCACAGCCCGACCCGGCUAAGGAGCCUCUUUGCGGCCGGCCCUUAGGCCUGCGGUUUCACCCUGUAACCGGAGAGCUUUAUAUCGCGGACGCGUACUAUGGGCUGAAUCGGGUUGGCUUAAAAGGGGGUCUGGCGGAGCAGCUGGUUGGGGGAAAACUGGUGGACGGGCAGAAGGUGUCGUUUCUCAACGACCUUGAUAUUGACGCGGAGGAUGCAAACGGAACAGUGUAUUUCACUGUAACGAGUACGAAAUACGAGAUGAGGAACUUCCUCUCCAUGAUUCUGGACGGCAGGGCGGACGGCGGAGUGUACAAGUACGAGCUGGCGACGGGGGAGGUGACUCAGCUGGUGGCGGGGGUGGCCUUCGCCAAUGGGAUAGCUCUCUCUGCGGAUUGCUCCUUCCUCGUUUAUUGCGAGACCAUCCGAGCCAGGUGCAACCGGUAUUGGCUCAAGGGCAGCAAGGCAGGCAGCCAUGAGGUGAUGGUGGAUUUGCCAGGCGUGCCCGACAACCCCCGACUCAACCCCCGCGGCCGCUUCUGGAUCGCCAUGCCUGCCUACCGAACCUCCGCCUAUGCCCACAUGUCCCUCUCACCGCUCCCUACCUCCCUCAUCCCUCCAACCCGCACUUUCCUCCACUCCUCAACCCACUAUCCCCCUCCUCUCCCUACCCCAAUCUCCCCCUCCUCUCCAGAUUUCCUCGCCCGCACGCCCCGCCUGCGCUCCAUCCUCCUCCGCCUCAAUCUCCACCCUCUCCUCCUCUACGCCGGAAUUUUCGGGCUGCCCAAUGGGUUAAUCGCGGAGGUGGACUCGUCCGGGCAGAUCACGGAGAUUUUGGAGGACCGGGCGGGGAAGCGGGUGCAAGCACCGAGUGAGGUGAUGGAGAGGGAUGGGAAGCUGUGGAUCGCGUCUCUCAUAGUGCCCCACCUGGCUGUGCUGGACUAUACACCAGGAGGAGGCACCGCCGCUGCUGCUUAA